UAACGUACUAAUCAAAAUAACAUCCUGGUUUCGAAAGUUUAGAGUUGAAUUGAGAACGAGAAUCUUUUACCUUUUUCGUGGAAAUGACGAGAUUAAACGUGUGUGAAAUGUAUAUUUUCCACAUAGUGUAAAUAUAGAGUGUAUCAUAAAAGCUAUUCAUUCCGGUGUUAUACAGCAUUGCCAAGUUAAAAAUGGGGAACAUGAUCCAUAGUUUUCCAGGAUUUCAAUACAUCACAAAUAGCGACAGUGGACCCCCUCCCACUAAGAAAAGAAAGCUCGAAGAUGGCAGUAGUGGUAUCGGAGGCUCAAUGUAUGAAAAAGAUUUGGAAAUACAUCAUUUGCAUUCGGAAAUAAAACGUUUAAAGGAAUCGUGCGUGUGUAUUGAAGAUUAUGAAGACAUGAAACAUAAAUAUCUAAUAGAAAAGAAUGCUAAGGAUGACGCCUUACGAAGAUUGAGUGCCAUCGCUUCGAGCAAAUUACGGAAUAACAAUCCAAACAUCGCUGAUCUUAGUGAUGCAAACAGACCUACAAAAAUAGCCGAAAAGUUGUCAGAGUUAUAUGACAACCAAUGGACAGACGCUUUCGGUGAUCUGGAAAAAGGCAUGAACGAAAGAGAUAUAAUCCACUUUCUAAGGGACAUCUUAAUGAAAUCCUACGCAGAAUGUAAAGCAAUUUCCUCUGAUAAUUACUUUGAGAAAGUUCAAAGAUGUAUAGAAUGUCCACUACAGUUCGCAGGGUCUGGGCAGUUGAAAUCGGGAUCAGUCCUUCCUGAUUAUUUGAAACAACAAAUUAAGGAAUUCAGAAAAUUUCGUGCUGUGCAUGUAGUCAAUGAUAUCGAAAAGGCAAUAAAAGGAAAACUUAACACACAUUCCAAAAUGAGUGCAGGAGUCGAUAGAUAUAUCUCAAGCUGUGUUGAGAUCACGUGGUUAAUGGUGGUACAAGACCCUCCUCUUGUAUUAUCAACGUCGUCAUCUUCAAAGUUUGAUUCUAGAAUAUUCAGGGAAUACACAAAGCGUGGACCUAAUAUCGAUUACGUUGUCUGGCCAGCUCUUAUUCUUCAUGAAGGAGGUCCUCUGUUAGUGAAAGGGGUUGCUCAAGGAUGUGUUCAACACCAUCGAUAUCGAUAACUUUAAAGAUCGUCAGUUUGUUUUAAUUAGAUACAUGUAUGCCAUUUAUGUUGACAUUCCAUGAAUAUAUUUUGUUCUUUGUGUUAACGAACGAACGAAC
Ruditapes philippinarum (Manila clam) is the source of this 1227-nucleotide messenger RNA. RefSeq lists its product as uncharacterized. Bases 192 to 1127 code for a protein of 311 amino acids. The record is from RefSeq and is a predicted model, not a curated record. Gene Ontology annotation, biological process: mitochondrial protein catabolic process; mitophagy by internal vacuole formation. Lineage: Eukaryota; Metazoa; Mollusca; Bivalvia; Venerida; Veneridae. Gene Ontology annotation, cellular component: mitochondrial outer membrane. The transcript is spliced from 7 exons.